AUUACACACGCGCGUAGACCUUGAAACGGGAUCGAAUCGGUUUUGCAACACAUUUCCUCAACCAUGGCUUUCAUAUGAUGUCUCGUGAAGUACAGAGAGCCACAAAAGUCUUUUUAGUGGUUAAUAAAAAGUUCCGCGGUCACCAUGACUACAUGCUGACGGAUGAUCCGCCUGGCAAAAUUGACUUGUCUCUAAAGGUUAUUUUAUAAGACCUUUCUACACUUUCCUCUGUAAAUUAUGAUCACUGUCAGAUGAGGUCUCAGUAGGACUAGUCUGCUUCUCUGGCAAGAGCUUUAGUUGCCAUUUGGCUGUAUUUUCCCUGCUUUCCCUGACAAAGAGACUUUCAGUAGAAUUUCAGUUUUCUUUUUAAGGUACCACCCAAAUGGCCGAUCCUGGAUUCAUCCCUGGAAUGAUCGGUUACGCCAUUCAUUUGGCUCUGAGUCAGGUUAUUCAUCACAUCAAUGUUGCCAUCAGAUGCAGGAAAGAGUUGGAUGCUCUCAAAGCCCUGCUUCUCAAAGUUCAAUUAAUGAACAUGGAAAUGCAAAACUAUAGAAAAGCUUUGUACUCUGGCAGAGUGAACACAUCAUCUGAGCCCCCUUUACCCUUCGCGGUCAACAGUUGGUUGAACGAAUUGAAUGCUCUUCUGGAUGAAGCAUCUGAUUUGGCCCAGCACUGCAACGUACAAUCAUACUGGCAUCUCUUUCCUCGUUACAGAACGAGCAGAAAGAUUAGGCGACUCAUUGAAAAUGUGGAAAAGCAUCUAGCUUCAACGCCUUCCGUUGCUUUUCUUCAUCAACUACAGCUGCAUGCGACAAAUCAGCAAUUUCUUGAGCAAGGGGGAAAUAAUUCUCUUAAUCUGCAUACUUCAGCACUUGCUGGCACAUUUGGAGAUCUCUUUCCUUCUAAUUCUUCAGCUGCUCAAAAAACGAAGUAUAUUGCGGAGGCACUCAUUGUCGGACAAGAUUCUACAUCAACCAGAAUGAAGGAGCUGAUUCAUUCCCAGCAGCACAAAAACGUGUCUCGUUUCGGCCUUGUUGGGAAAGGCGGGGCCGGUAAGACUCUACUACUCAAACGACUCUUCAACAGUGACCAGGUACAGAGUCUCUUUUGCAAUGACUUGAUGCUUUGGCUUACUGUUUCGCAAAAUCCAUCUUUCAGUGCUCUCAGAAAGGAGCUUGUCAAACAAAUAACUCUUAAAGUAAAUGAACAAUUAGAGAGUAGAGAAGAAGACCAUGUGAAAACUUGGUUGAGUCAAAGCAUGGCAAAACACAAGUUUGCCCUGUUUUUAGAUGAUGUUUGGGAAACAUGUGCAAGCUGCUUGUUAGAAGAGCUGUGUGUGCCUCUCUUUCCACACCACAAGUCCAACAUUAUCAUUGCCACUUCCAGAAGUAAGAGUGUGCUCUCACAGUUGGGUGUUCCGCCUCCAUCAAUCAUCCAAAUGCAAGACUUGACUGACGAUGAGAGCUGGACAUUGUUUUCUUCCCAUGCUUUUCCACACAAUGAUGGAGUUAUGCCCAUGAGCAUUGACAAGGGAAUAGCGAGGCGCGUUUGCAAGGAGUGCGGGGGACUUCCAUUAGCAAUCAAAGUAGUCGGACAGGCAAUGGCGGGUGUUGCUCAGUCAAAUGAAUGGGAAUUCGCACUCCAGAGAUUGCAGAAUGAUGUUAUGCAGUCACUUUCAAGCAAAUUGAGAUUAAGCUACGAUGCUUUGGCCGACUUACCAGGCUAUGGCAUUUCCUUGCAGUUGUGCUUCCUCUGCCUCGCUGCUUUCUCAGAAGACGAAGUCAUCAUGGCUGGAAUUAUUAUCAAGUACUGGAUUGGAGAAGGGUUGGUACGCGGGUCGGAUCCUGUCCAAAUUGGAGAGCGAUACCUCAUUUUGUUAGCAGACCGAUGCCUUAUUGAGCCAAUCCAUAAGGAUCACGAUGGAAAGGUGAUCAAUUUCAGGGUGCAUGAUGUAUUCCACCACUUUUUAGCACACCAAAUUGCAGAAAAGGAAGAAAAAUGCUUCUUUCAGGCACGCAGAGAUUUAGGAGAGUUUCCCGUUGAUGAAUGUGAGGGACACAUCAGAAUUUCAUUAAUGGACAACUGUUUGACUAAGGUUCCAAAGGCAUUCGGAUUUCCCUAUAUCCGCUCCUUGCUACUGGCUGGUAAUACAUCUUUGAAGGAGAUUCCUAAAGAAGUGAUUGGGAGUAUGACCGCUCUCAGGGUAUUGGAUUUGUCACGGACUGCCCUCCAGUCGUUGCCAAAAAAUGUGGGAAAUUUGAAGCAUUUAGCUUGUCUCAGAUUAUGCUUUGUUCCAAUCAAGAAACUACCCUACUCUGUCGGUAACCUUAGAAACCUUCAAGUAUUGGAUCUUUAUCAGGCUAAUAUUACGCAACUCCCAUCCAGCAUUUCUAAGUUGACUUCCCUAAAACUUUUGGACAUUGGUUCAUGUAAACAUCUGCAGUGCAUGCCUUAUGGGAUCUCACACCUUAGGUCUCUGAUGUACCUGAAUGCAGCAGGGAAAAAGUGCAGAAGAGGUCGGCUUUCAAUUAAUGAUUUGGGUACCCUAAACCAACUCAAAUGGUUGGUGCUUGCAAAUAAGGGUGAAAUAGUUCGAGAAGGAACACUCGGAACCAUGAAGCAGAUGGAAUCUCUAUUUUUAGAUCUGGCAGAUACAGAAAAGCUCCCCCAUGACAUGAUUGCCAUGUCUAAAUUGAGGACACUCUGGCUAGCAUGUCCUCACUUAAUCCAAAUAGAGGAUUCAUUUUGUGGAUUUAAAAAUAUGGGCAGUAUUAGAUUGUUCAACUGUGGCAAGUUGAAACAACUACCCCCGUUGCAGAAGCUUGAGAAUCUGAAGCAUUUACAGAUUGUUAAGUGCCCCAACAUAGAGAAGUUCCCAGAAGAAUUCGGAAAGAGGGGAGGAUUUCCUAAGCUUGAGGUACUUUCAGUGGUGGGGUUGGAGAAAUUAGAGCAGAUGCCAAUGGUAGAGGAGGGAGCACUGCCUUCACUUAAAAUAUUGACAAUAAUGAAGUGUGAGGCAGUACAGAGGUUACCACAAUGUUAUUGGAAUUUGAAGAAUGUAGAGAAGAUAAGUGUGUAUGGUUGUUCAAAGGUUCUUCAUGUCAUGGCAGAGGAAGAAAAAUUUAUCAAGAAAAAGAGCAGGGUGCAAACAAUAACAUUAUCGAGCACAGAAACUAAGACAUUGGAAAAGCGCUAUUAUGAUAUCCUUCACCGGGGUGAACACGUUUAUUAUGGUGAAUUUUGGUGCAGCGAGAUGUUUCAGUUUUUAGAUAAUAUUAAUCGAUUUUGGUCUUUAUAUGUUUUAGGUCAAAAUGAUGGUAUAUAA
Cryptomeria japonica (Japanese cedar) is the source of this 3325-nucleotide messenger RNA. RefSeq names its product probable disease resistance protein At1g61300. Lineage: Eukaryota; Viridiplantae; Streptophyta; Pinopsida; Cupressales; Cupressaceae. Gene Ontology annotation, molecular function: ADP binding. The record is from RefSeq and is a predicted model, not a curated record. The transcript has a single exon. The coding region runs from base 383 to 3325 and encodes 980 amino acids. Gene Ontology annotation, biological process: defense response to fungus.